Molecule: messenger RNA, 4268 nt
Organism: Blastomyces dermatitidis ER-3
Lineage: Eukaryota; Fungi; Ascomycota; Eurotiomycetes; Onygenales; Ajellomycetaceae
Exons: 4
Coding region: 1454-3373 (639 amino acids)
Source: RefSeq, a predicted model, not a curated record
GGGUGUUGUUCUUCGCGGGGUGACUAGCCAAACCGGAGGCGCGGCCCGAAAAGCCGAUUGGCCCCAGCCCUGAGCUUGAACUGAAAAUAUACGCAGUGUAUGUCGGACGCUGUCCAAUUAAUCAAUCUCGGGAGAAAACGAGAGGGAGUGAUCCGCAUGGGAACGUCUUUUGCGAACCUAACCGCCCGGAGAGGCACUACUAUGCGUAGUCGACCGGCUCGCACAGUAAUUGCUCCGAUGCCUAGCUACCACACCACACCGAAGGCGACAAAGAGGAUAGUUAACUUUUUAAUUUUUUUGAUCCCGUGCUUGCUACCCCGGAUUCUAUACCGAGGAAUUUCUCCUAGCUGCCCUGAAAGUCCAGGUUACCAAAGAAAGAAACGAUACAUGAUCGCCUCACCGGAGCUUCAAAGGAUGGAGUCACUCCUGUCAUCCCGCUGGCUCAAACUAGGUUUCGUGAUUGAUCGGCCACUUAUGUCGUGCGGGAGAUCGUAUUUGACCGUGCAACCCCGUUGUACGGAAUUCUAUUCGUGCAAGUUUCUAUCCUCCGGCCACGGGGGGAUGUUGAUUGACACCAAACGUGUCAAUUCUGACGUGGUUUUGAAAAUGCAGCCAUGCAUCUCGGUGUUACCCAUCCCGAAUCAAUUCGCGUGGGUAGAGGCUCUCUUUGUAAAAUGUUGAGUAGGCUGCUCUAUUCCUCAUUGAAGCUAUUGGCUGGCAUUUGAAGCUUUCCUCAUUCCUCAAUAUUCCCCCUUCUUUGGCUUAUCUAGAACUUCAAGUUUACUAGGGUGUCCUAUCAGGUACCCGCAUGGAGUACUUUUGGAAGACGGGGGACUCCUAUAUCUAUGCCAGUUGUUAUAUGUAGCUGUUCGCAUGUUAUGUUUUCAAGUGUAUAAUGUCCUCAUUAUACCGCGUCAAUCCUUGGUGAUUAUUGUAUCUUGGGUAGUAUAUCCGAUACAAUGCACCUGUACUUCUCUAGGACAUAUUGUACAACUCACCGAUAUUCGAGAUGAGAUCGAUUGUGUAUGUGUCAUUUGAUGCUUGAAGCCUUUCAAUUGCUCCUGUGAGAGGUUCAUUUAUUUCGCCUUCUUCUUUCAUUCUGGGUGCAAUCUUGUUCAAGUCUUGUAGUUUUUGGGUGCAGUUGAUCACCUACCUAAUUGCUUUGAUAGCUAAGACGUAACUCAUGUCAAAGAUAUGAAUUAGCUCUUAAAGAAUGGCUCUGGCAAUUCUCUGAAGAGAUAGAACUCACUAAAUGUUUCACGCGCUCAAAACUUAUGGGGGUGGAUGGACAAAAGUGGUUGCCAUGCCAAAAUAGGCAAUUUUCAACUUCAUACACACAUCCCAUCUAAUUCACUCAUGCAUUGCAUUCUUUCUUCUCCCCACCCUUUUACACAAUUCUCAAGGCAAUCUCUCUGCCUCGUCUCCUUGAUCACUUCCAAAAGGUCAUCCAACAAUGCCCACGCUAAAGCAGCUCUCCUGUCAAAUAGAAUGGGCCGGCUCGAAUGUUCCAUUCAAGGAGUACGGCACUACCUAUGGCGACGGGUUUGUGGAGUGCUAUAUAGCGAUCCCCAAUUCGUCUACUCCGUUUUCAAUUAAUUUGAGAUCAAGCGGCUAUAUUGCGCCAGGGUUAGCUAUGUUUGUUUUCAUGGAUGGAGUAUACCAAUGCAAUCGGAACAGAGAUGACCUGCGGCCCAUCCCCAGGUCACUAGAGGAAAUUAGGAAAUUUAGAGAUAUUAGCUUUAGGGUCCGCCAAAGGGAACAGCGGCUGCCUGACGGUGAAUGGAUUGGAAGGCACUGGAGGUUCGAGCGUUUCCAGUUGGUCAAAUUUUCCGGCAACAACGAUGAUAUUACAAAACACUUUAAAAGAUUGGGUACUAUACAGGUGGUAGUUCUACGCUGCGCGGCGCAUCCAAAGACAAACAUAGCUAGAGAUGAUGGUAUAUCAGACGGUGCACAGACACCAGAAUCCGGGAUGUCUCCUGGCUCCGGGGUUGAAGAUGAUGACUCCGUCUCAAGCGACGAGUCGUUCAUAUACGAACAUCACAGCGGUCGAUUUCAGGAAGGAAAUGGCGAAAUUUGGGGAGCCCUCGGAGGGUUGUUUGACGGGCCUCAUGACAGUACAUGCCAUGUCCUGGGGGCUCCACACAAAUAUAGUUACCCACAUUGCUGCCCUGCGUGCCACCACCCCCGUGAUAAUAACAAAGGAAGGCCUUCUGGGUACCCCCUUGACCAUACUGGAGGGUCGUGUCAGCAUGCCAGGCUUGCUGAAAUAGAUUGCCAUCUGGACCAUACCCGCCAAGAAACGGUAAUAGAUGCGCCCGAUAUCCCUCCAUGCCGCAGGCAACAUUCAAGGGGUCAUAACCUACACUCCCACAGUGGAUGCUGCAUGCAUCGAUCAAACUUACCACUGAAUACUCGUGAAAGUGAUUCUCAUCCCUCCCUGCCUCCGAAUAGGCAUCUACAUAACAUCAGGUCCACAAGCAGAGAAAACCCAGCAGCCACAAUUCCUCAUGGAGAGGUGCAAGCUGACAGUCUGUUGUUUGUGCCACCUAUUCUAUUGAAUAUUAGCCCUCAUAUACUUGGAGACGUCAAUCCCUCCCUCAAUAAGAGGGACGAAAAAAGCAUAAAAUCAGAUGAUCAUGACUACUACGUGAUUUCUGAUGGCAAACGGGUCCCUGAGAGUUUAGACUAUGGCCGCUACCCGCAUAACCCCACAGAUUCCCGCAGUGGCGCAGACAACAACGGGAGAAAAAAGUCCAAAAGGAGGAGACGGUCUCGUGGCAAGAACAAGAAAGAGGAAUAUCAAGCAGAUUUGAACCAGCAAGACGAAAGCUCAAGAUGGGAUGGGAAUAGUAGCAACCAGGACCGAUGUGGCGUCGAUGGCGAGGCUACUCCCUGCCCACGGACCGAGAGCAAUCAGGCGGACAAUACCGAUAAUGACAUUCCACUGCUUCCCGAGGACUGGAAUAUUCGUGACGAAAAUCAUCAUAGUCCAACUAGGAUUAAAAAUGACGACUCUAAUCCCAAUGUUCAACCAUCCCCAACAGUACCGAAUCAAUGUCAAGAACCUUCUACAACGCAGAUUCAGGAUUUUAGCGAAUGUUGGGUCUCACAACAACCUGUUUUCGUUUCUCCAGUGCUCUCGGAGCCUGUUAGAGACGAGCCUCCGCUAUAUACAGUUCCUGAGUCAGUGGCACAUGCGGAAUCCCUUACCCAUCAGGUUCAAUUAGGGCCACAGGCAAGAUAUGUACACAGGAUCAGGACGCCUAAGUACUUGGAUACUAUGAAAAAGCCGUAUGCAGAGUUUGUUUUUAAAUACCGCGCUGCGGGUAAGUCUCUUGAGUGUGAUAUCAGCCCCGGUUCGUGUCACUGAAGGAUUUCUUUUCUACUAUUAGACGUGAUUCAAGAAAAAUUCCAGGUAACUGUCGUCUCGGAUAUUGAGGAGGAGAGAAGAAAACUUGAGGCUCUACCAAGAGUUGAAAUUGUAAACCAACUGCUUCGUGCUCAGGGCCUCCUCUCAACUUCCAACAUGGCCAGCAAUCUUAGCCCCAGAGCCUCACCACCGGCCCCGUUCGCACAUCCCCAAUCACCCAAUGAACGAAUGGCGCCCAGUGAUGGGUUUCCAAAUAUGAGCCGUAGUUCACAGAAUGCCGGCGGUGGAAAUCGGUCUAGCUUCGCUACCAGCGGGGCCCCUCACCCUCCCCCAUGCAGUAAGAUGCAGCGCAGUGGCUCCGACGGCGGGAAUGUAACUACGCAAUCUGACAACUGCCCUCCUGUCUCAUCAAACCUCAAGCCGGGACAAGCAACGCAAGGUAGCAAUGGGGGUAACGGAGGCUGUAAUGGAGAGGCAUCGUGCACGAGUCAGAACAGCGAUAACGGUUUCCAUGGCACCUAUGAUAAUAAUAACGAUUCCCGGCCAAGUUGGGAUAGACAAACGGCAUAUGAUGCCCAUGUUGGAGAAGAGGGAAUGCUUUGGUAAUCGAGUGGUUAAUUUAGGGGAAUGGGGGGUUUGCAAAAUGACAAUGAUUGACAAGCACAGAUGAUACUCAACGUUCGGGCUGAAGUAGUGGUCUCACUGGGCUGGAAGUAGGGUAGGACGCCUGGAGGUGGCGGAGAGGAGUAUCGAUACAAUCACCAUAGGAGCAGUAGAUAAUUAUGACAAGAAAUACCCUCUUAUGAAACGAAAGUUGGAAUUAUUGUAAAGCGUGAAACAAAAGGUAGAAGCCCACCCAAAAUAAAAUAAAACAAAAUAACAAAAUGAAUGAAAA